Molecule: messenger RNA, 846 nt
Organism: Trametes versicolor FP-101664 SS1
Lineage: Eukaryota; Fungi; Basidiomycota; Agaricomycetes; Polyporales; Polyporaceae
Exons: 3
Source: RefSeq, a predicted model, not a curated record
GAGACGCAGACGCACCUGAACGGCGUCGAUGAUGUCACAUGCAGCUCGGAGGUGCUUGCUCUCGUCAAGCGUAUCAAUACCCAGAUAUUCCAUACCGCCGCCACAAUAUCCGACGACUUCCAGGACUCCUACGGCACACAGAAGUAUGGACCUAUCGUUAACAUGGCGCUCCCCUCGAUCCUAUCCGCGAGUGACCACCGCACCGACCCCACCCUUGUUCAGAUUGCGCUUCAAGGAGCGCUCGCGAUGAUGGUCUUCAACUUUGCUUCUCCGUGGUUCACCUCUCUUGAGAAGCAGACUGCAUUUCUUCACUCUAUAUACGUGGAGAUGUGCAGGCAUGAACUUCAGUCCGUCUCCGAGCAGUGGAGGACAAUGGCGCUCACCUACACACGCGCUAUCAUCCCCGAGAAGGGACAGAGUGUAUCCGUGCCCGCCUUGAUGAUGAUCGACUGCGUCACCGACGUACUCCUGGCAUGCGGCGUAGAUGGGUCUCCAGAGCAAGUCCGCAGAUCCGUCAGGUUGCACCACGCCGAGCGGCUGAAGCAGGUCGCCACGCAAGUCCUCGAUUUACGCUGUAUGUCAGGAGGACAAAUCGUGUCUGGCGAUCUACAGGUCUUCCCCAUCUGGCCGCCUGCGUCGUUUGAUCCCGCGUGUAUGGAGGACGAGUGGGCGGAGGUGAAGAGACCGGAAAACACAGAGUAUCCCGCAGGUAACAUCCUGUGCACGACGAACUUGGGGGUUAUCCGGCGCGAACGUAGGGCCAAGCAGGACGAGGACGAUGGGCCAAUGCGGGAGGUGGUGUUGCUCAAGCCCAAGGUUGUCUUGCACAGAACCUUGCGAGAGCUG